Molecule: messenger RNA, 1791 nt
Organism: Besnoitia besnoiti
Lineage: Eukaryota; Apicomplexa; Conoidasida; Eucoccidiorida; Sarcocystidae
Product: PCI domain-containing protein
Exons: 11
Coding region: 1-1791 (596 amino acids)
Biological process (GO): translational initiation
Cellular component (GO): cytoplasm; nucleus; eukaryotic translation initiation factor 3 complex
Molecular function (GO): translation initiation factor activity
Source: RefSeq, a predicted model, not a curated record
AUGGUGGCUGAGCCCAACAUGGAAAACGGCGUCGCUGCCCCUCACGGGGGCUCGGCUAUGAUCAAGCGCAUGUCCCCGUACUGGGACUCGCACAUGGCCAUCCCCGUUCUGGACUGGAUGCUCUCGAGUCAGAUGAUCACUGCUGAGGAGCGAGAGAAGCUGGGCAAGGAUUUGCUUGGCGAGACUGCGACGACGCCCGCGGGCCGCGCCGCUGUCGAGGCAGAGAUCCGCGAAGUUGAAGCGAAGCUCGUCAACUUCAACAACGCGAUCGAGGCCUACAAAAAGGAGCAGCAGAAACGCAUCGGAGGCUACCCCGACCGCAAAACACUCGUCGACUUGAGCGAAUGGUGGAUGACGAACUCCGAGCAGACGCCCACGCCCCCUGCGCUCGAGAUCGGCGUCGACGCCCUCGUUCCGCGCCUCGCGAAGCUCUACUUCGAUAUCUGCGACUACAAGAAGUCGCUUCAGCAGCUCCAGUACAUGCUCACCACCCUGUACGAGCUCCUCGCUGAGGGCACCAACAUCCAGACCCGCAUGGCGUGCUACUGGGGAGUGUGCGCAUGCAUCAUCCUGUUGAACCACCAGCAGGGUGAGACCCGCGCGGCACCCACGGAGGAGACGGUGAAGAAGGACCGAGAAGAGGAGUUGCUGCAGACGCUGGACAACGCGGAAGACGAGGAGGGCGAGGGAGCCUCGUCCGCCUUGGCUGAGGCGGCGAAGAAGGCCGCUGAGACGCACGCAGCUGCGCAGUGCAUUCUGAAGCUCGGCGACAUCCUCGACCAGAUUGCAGCGGCUUCCAACAAGAAGGAUCACCAGGGCAACCCGCCCCUGCCCGCCGGCCUCAUGAUGUCGCGCGAGCAGCAGCUCCUCAACCGUUCCUGGCUGCUCCACUGGGCCGUCUGGCCGCUUUUCCGCUACUAUUUCUACAUGGUGCACACCAAGCAGUUCAUCCCUAGAAACCAGGCCUGGAGUCUGCUGCUGGAGUGGAUGCUGCACGAAGGGAACCUGUCCUGCGUCACUGUGAUGUGCCCGCAUCUGCUGCGCUACUACGCGGUCUACGCAAUCCUCAACCGCAAGAGAAAGGAUCACUUCCAGGCUGUGAUUAUGGCUAUUGGCCAAAGCAAGAACCGCUACAGCGACCCCUUCACGUCCCUCUUGGAGGCUCUCUUCUUAGACUUCAACUUCGACGAAGCGCAGCUCCACAUUGCCCGCAUCGGCGAGGAGUGCGACUCUGAUUUCUUCCUCCAGCCGCUCAAGCGCGCGAUCAACGAGUUUGCGCGUUUGCUUAUCUUCGAGACGUACUGCCGCAUCCACAAAUGCAUCAACGUUGACAUGAUCGCGAAGAAGGUCAACAUGUCGCCUGAGGCCGCGGAGCGCUGGAUUGUGAACCUCAUCCGUCACGCACGUCUUGAGGCUCGCAUCGACAGUGAGAAGAACCGCGUGCAGAUGUCGGCCGCGCCUCCCAACCUCUACCAGCAAGUCAUCGACAAGACGCGCAACCUCUGCAUUCGCUCGAACUUGAUUCUGCAGAACAUCGCCCGGCCUGCGGGCUUCACCGGCCGCGACGGAGAGGACAUCGUCCCCUCGAGAACGAACCGACAGAGAGGCGGCCGGGGUCGCCAGUGGGUGCAGAACGGCGAGGGCGGCUUCUACCGCGGUGAAGGAGGCGGCCGCGGCGGCCGCGGCCGCGGAGACAGGAGCCACAUGAGCGAGGGACGCCGCGACCCGAUGGCUGCGGUCGCAGCCUCCAUGGCGAGUCGACGACAAGACGACACCGCUUUUGCUGCCUAA